Zymoseptoria tritici IPO323 is the source of this 408-nucleotide messenger RNA. RefSeq lists its product as uncharacterized. NCBI's taxonomy places the organism in Eukaryota, Fungi, Ascomycota, Dothideomycetes, Mycosphaerellales, Mycosphaerellaceae. The record is from RefSeq and is a predicted model, not a curated record. The transcript has 4 exons. Bases 1 to 408 code for a protein of 135 amino acids.
AUGAAGAUGGAGAAGCAACAAGACUACUAUCCACUUGGACACAAAAUUACAUACGAUACAGUUGAGGUCAGUCGUGUCAAGAAGUACCAUCUGCGCAACAUCACCACUAACACGAUUGACUUCUUCAACAAACUUCUCGCCUUCACUCGUGAAUUGGGUCCGAGGUUCACGGUCAUCGGCUUGGUGGGCGCCGGCUUCUUCUACAUCGCUUCCCUCGUUGUGUACAACGUGCCACAGAUUCUGCCCCUUCCACUCAACCCCGACGAGAGCAUCCAGGCGGGCGGACUGAAUUUCUUCGGUGUCAUCGCCUGCGCUUUCACCAUCUGCCUCGAACUGUAUCCCUUCGCCGUCGCGGUCUGCAACCUCCUGAGCACCACCAUCGUGGAGUCCGACAAAAACUACGCCUAA